Messenger RNA from Suillus bovinus, 1185 nucleotides. RefSeq lists its product as uncharacterized. Gene Ontology annotation, molecular function: structural constituent of ribosome. The coding region runs from base 30 to 1004 and encodes 324 amino acids. Gene Ontology annotation, biological process: mitochondrial translation. The transcript has a single exon. Lineage: Eukaryota; Fungi; Basidiomycota; Agaricomycetes; Boletales; Suillaceae. The record is from RefSeq and is a predicted model, not a curated record. Gene Ontology annotation, cellular component: mitochondrial large ribosomal subunit; ribosome.
UUUUCUGUUCGUUCUGAUAUUUUUCGCCAAUGCAAGCUCUGUGUCGCGUGGCCCGUCGUCUCUAUUCGACGCAACCACCAGAACGGGCUGCCAGCGCUUUGCCAAAGCUUGCAGCUGCUGCUAGAGAUGCCUCAGCUCCAAUGGCCGUUCGUGAACGCCGCGCACGCAAACGGGCCCACCUCAAACCUCCUACCGACAGCGACCUCACCCUGUCAGAAUAUUCGGGCUACAGAAGAGCCCUUGCAAAAGGCGAGCUGAUGGAUCAGCGGGGGAGAGACAUGACAGAAGCUGAAUGGCUUGAUGCCCUCAAUGAACGACGGACGCGUCUUCGCGGUCUAAAAGUCACAGACAAGAAUGGAGAGAAAGAAUUACAGGUGGUCGGUCAGAAAAUUUAUCUCCCAAACAUCAUCUUCCGCAUGGUGCGCAACCACACGCCUACUGGAAAGCCCUAUAACCCCUACGAAGCCACUUUCCGAGUUCCAAUGUCUGUCACGAAAACCGACGUACGCUCAUAUCUAUCUGCUGUGUAUGGCGUUAAAACUACCUACAUCCGAACUGCCAACUACUUCUCCCCAUUAUAUCGCAUGUAUAAUGGGGCAAAGACGACACGAUCAUACCGAACAUACAAGCGUGCCGUCGUCGGCCUUGUAGACCCAUUCUACUAUCCUCAAGCAAUGGAAGACAUGACUGCAGAGGACAGAAAGAAACGGAUGGAAUGGCUGAACGAGAAGUUUGCACUGGAUGCAUUGAAGAGAUGGAGGAGACAUGAAUUGGUGCGGACGUCCUUGUCGGGGAGCAAGAACUGGCGCUUCACUGGUUAUCUGCGGAGGGAUAAGAUUCUCAAGGCAGUCGCCAGGAGUCGUUCGAGAAUGCAACGAGAAAUCGAGGACGUGAAAGAAGAGCUUGCUGACAAGCGGGCCAGGGGAAUUACCAUACUCUCUGACACUAAGAGGGGCUCGCAACUAAAUAAAUGGAUUCGGAGGGAGGCGCUUUUUGCUAACUAGAUCCAACAUUUCUAUAAUGUGAUACUUUUGUCGCAUUAAGGACUUUGAUGACUUUGUUGUGAGCCUAUCGGCGUUUGAUGUUUGCGCGACUAGCAUCAUGAUUGGUCACUAUGUUACCUUAGUACUGCAUUUCAUUCCUUGCCAUGCAUAUGCACAGUUAAUCAAUCAUCGCAUUUGUGCA